This is a messenger RNA of Cannabis sativa, 2097 nucleotides long. Its product is annotated as probable glucan endo-1,3-beta-glucosidase A6. Gene Ontology annotation, molecular function: hydrolase activity, hydrolyzing O-glycosyl compounds. Gene Ontology annotation, biological process: carbohydrate metabolic process. The record is from RefSeq and is a predicted model, not a curated record. The coding region runs from base 147 to 1589 and encodes 480 amino acids. The transcript is spliced from 2 exons. NCBI's taxonomy places the organism in Eukaryota, Viridiplantae, Streptophyta, Magnoliopsida, Rosales, Cannabaceae. Gene Ontology annotation, cellular component: plasma membrane.
AUGAUUUCUUCUUUAAGCAAACCAUUCAUUAAUUAAUAUCAAUUUCUGCUAUAAACCCAUUAGUUACAAUCCACAAAAGUUUCAAUCUUUACAUUUAUUUUCAGGGUUUGAGCUGAGUUGACUCAGUACUUCGAACUCGAACUGCCAUGGAAAAAGCUCUUAUUCCAUUGUUCAUACUCUGUUUCUUAGUUUCAUCAUCCUGUGCAGAGAUCUCAGGUGCAGUGGGAGUCAACUAUGGUCAACUGGGUAACAACCUACCAACUCCAUCUCAUUCAGUUGAAUUAAUCAAAUCCCUAAAAGCAAAACGAGUCAAAAUCUACGAUGCCAACCCAGAAAUCCUCAAAGCACUGAAAAACACAGGUCUACAAGUGUCAAUAAUGGUACCAAACCAAUUAGUCAAAAACAUUUCCACAAAUCAAACACUUGCCAAUCAAUGGGUUCACACAAAUUUAGUCCCUUUUUACCCAGAAACUCUGAUUCGAUAUCUCUUAGUUGGAAACGAAAUGCUUAGCGGUACAGAUAACUCAUCCUGGUUUAGUAUUGUCCCAGCCAUGAGAAAAAUCAAGAAAGCCCUAAAAAUCCACGGAGCCCAUAAAGUCAAGGUGGGUACAACUUUAGCCAUGGAUGUUCUUCAAUCUUCGUUUCCACCUUCCAAUGGUACUUUCAGGUCUGAUAUUUCGAGCUCUGUAAUGAAACCCAUGUUACAAUUCUUGAACCGAACAAAAUCAUUCCUAUUCCUAGAUGUUUACCCCUAUUUUCCAUGGUCUUCUGAACCUAAAACCAUUAACCUGGAUUAUGCUCUAUUCCAAUCCAAGAAUAUCACUAUCACCGAUCCAAACACUGGAUUAACCUACACUAACCUCUUUGACCAAAUGGUUGACUCAGUCAUCUUCGCUAUGAAACGGGUCGGGUACCCGGAUGUUCGGAUUUUUAUUGCAGAAACGGGUUGGCCCAAUGGCGGUGAUUUCGACCAGAUUGGAGCUAAUAUUUACAACGCUGCAACUUACAACCGAAACGUCGUGAAGAAAUUCACGGCCAAACCUCCGGUCGGAACCCCGGCCCGACCCGGUUCGGUUUUACCGUCUUUCAUAUUCGCUUUGUACAAUGAGAACCAGAAACCUGGUCCGGGUACGGAGCGACAUUUCGGGUUGCUACACCCGCAUGGGAAGCCCGUGUAUGAGAUCGACCUGAGCGGUGAGACGCCUUUGUCGGAGUACAAGCCGUUGCCGGUGCCGGAGAAUAAUACGCCGUAUAAGGGGAAGAUUUGGUGUGUGGCGGCGAAGGGAGCCAAUAAGACGGCUUUGGGUUUAGCGCUAUCGUACGCUUGCUCGCAGGGAAAUAAAACUUGUGACCCGAUUCAACCUCGCGGGUAUUGUCGUCACCCGAACUCGUUGAUACGACACGUCAGCUAUGCGUUUAGUUCUUACUGGGCUCAGUUUAAGAAGACUGGAGGGAGCUGUUACUUUGAUGGGCUCGCUACUCAAACGAUUAAAGAUCCAAGUAAGCCCAAUUUAACCUAUUUUUUAGGCCCAGUUAGAAAAAUGCGUAAAUUAAAAAUUAAAACAAAUGGGUUUGUUAUGCUUUAUUAAGAUAUUUAUUUUUUGAAAAAAUGAAUUAACUAAUUUUUAGCAUAAAUGUCUCGCUGUUUGUUAAUUUUAGAGUGAAUUUGUUUUGGCAAUUGUUUUUGUUUUUAAGAAAAAAAUAAAUAUAGAUAAUUUGAGAAUCUCUAAUUUUUUAGUGAAAUUUAGAGGUAUUUAUGCUGAAAUUCCUAUUACAUAUAUAAUCAGUGUUGUUUUCUUUCUUAUUUAAUUUUAUAUUUUGUUUAUUUUCAGGUUAUGGAUACUGCAAGUUCCCUAGUGUGACACUAUGAGAAAUAAACAAUGUGAACUUCUUAGAAUUUUGAUUGAGAAUAAGCUUUUUUUAUUCACCACCUCCUAUUGGUUGGGUAGUGAAGUGGGCUACGUACCCUUUUUUAACUCCAUCAAUUAAUUUUUUUUUAUUAUUAAAAUAUUUUCUUAAUUUAUAUUAAAGUAAUUCAUUGUUAUUAGUAAAAACCCUAAUUUAGGGGAUUUAUUUGAUUUUUUAUUUAAAGCUUUA